Molecule: messenger RNA, 804 nt
Organism: Beta vulgaris subsp. vulgaris (sugar beet)
Lineage: Eukaryota; Viridiplantae; Streptophyta; Magnoliopsida; Caryophyllales; Amaranthaceae
Product: ras-related protein RHN1-like
Exons: 7
Coding region: 1-804 (267 amino acids)
Molecular function (GO): GTPase activity; GTP binding
Source: RefSeq, a predicted model, not a curated record
AUGCUCGUAUAUGGCUUUGAGGCCGUCCUUCCUAUAGAGAUUGAGGAACCAACCCUGAGGGUGAUGAUGUACUCAGAAGACGCUAACUGGGCAGCUCUCCGGACGGCUUUGGAUUUAGUCCCUGAAGUCAGGAGCAAUGCACUGUCGAGAAUGCAACUCUACAAUUUAAGGAUGGCAAGGGAGUUUAACAAAAGAGUUGCAAGGCGUCCGUUGAAACUUGGAGACCUCGUCUUGAGGAAGAUGGAAGCGGUGCUUUUUGGGGAUAUGGGAACAGGAAAAACAAUCUUAGUUUUGAGAUUUGUUAAAGGCCAAUUCUUUGAUUAUCAGGAAUCAACAAUUGGUGCAGCAUUUUUCACUGAGGUCUUGUCCUUAGAUAACACAAUUGUUAAGCUUGAUAUAUGGGACACUGCUGGACAAGAACGAUACCACAACUUAGCUCCUAUGUACUACUGCGGUGCAGCUGCAGCUAUUGUCGUCUAUAACAUUACUAGCGCGGAAUCAUUUGAGAAAGCCAAAAGAUGGACACGAGAAUUGCAGAAGCAAGCAAGUCCUCAUAUGUUCACUGCAUUGGUUGGGAACAAGGCAGACCUUGAUGAGAAGAGGGAAGUCGAUAACGAGGUAGCUGAACAAUAUGCUAAAAAGAACGGGUUGCAUUUCUUUGAAACAUCUGCUAAAACUGAACAGAUCAAUAAACUCUUUUAUGAAACAACAACGACAUUGGCAAGAACUUGUUCACCACGUGCAAGUGGAAUGAAAUUGGAGAACAGUCGAGAAGGAAGAGGGACAUUUUGUUGCUUCAAUUGA